Molecule: messenger RNA, 764 nt
Organism: Micropterus salmoides (largemouth bass)
Lineage: Eukaryota; Metazoa; Chordata; Actinopteri; Centrarchiformes; Centrarchidae
Gene: bglap
Product: bone gamma-carboxyglutamate (gla) protein
Exons: 4
Coding region: 121-405 (94 amino acids)
Biological process (GO): osteoblast differentiation; bone development; response to vitamin K
Cellular component (GO): extracellular region
Molecular function (GO): hydroxyapatite binding; structural constituent of bone; calcium ion binding
Source: RefSeq, a predicted model, not a curated record
UGUGUAAGAGAAAGAAAGAAAGAACAAGCAAGAAGAGUGACAGAGCUGUUGACCUCUCCGGUCCUACUUGCUGCCUGAUACUGCAGAAAGAAAGAAAGAAAGAAAGAAAGAAGCUGAAAGAUGAAGACUUUGGCUAUCCUGGUUCUCUGCUCCCUGGCAGCCAUCUGUCUGACUUCAGAUGGCUCCCAGCCUGCCAUUGACAACCCUGCUCAGGAGGGUUUGUUUGUGGAGAGGGAGCAGGCCUCCACAGUGGUGAGGCAGAAGAGAGCCGCUGGAGAGUUAACCCUGACCCAGCUGGAGAGUCUGAGAGAAGUGUGUGAGGCCAACCUGGCUUGUGAGGACAUGAUGGACACACAGGGAAUCAUCGCCGCCUACACAGCCUACUACGGACCAAUCCCCUAUUAGUAGCCAAACCCACAACAGCUGAUUACUCAUCACAACUGUCUUUUUUUUUAUUUAAUUCAAAAGAAUUACAUUUUUUUGAAUUUAAUUCAAAAAAAGACCCCCCCCACCCCCUUGCAGUUAAGCUAAAAAGCAUGAGAUAUCGUUUCCAAAAGUGCGCCAGUAUGCAACAGUUGUUACUCAAAUUAAAAAGUGAGAGAUUAAAAAUGCAAGCAGAUGUGUGAGAGUGGAGCAAGAGGAACAAUAUCUGCUUGUGAAUUUGUUUUUCCAUCCUGCACAGACCCACAGAAUUGGCACUAUAAUUCUAUAAUUUCUGUUAGCCUAUAAAGUAGUGUGAUGAAAAUAAAUACAAAUAAAAACAA